AUGAUCAGCAAGAAUGAGUGCUUCGAGCUCAUCGUUAAUGGCACUGUCGUCAAGCCGGAUGCCGAUAUCAGUGGACCUGGAGUACUCAUUGCCUUCGUCUUCAGUGCUGGCGCGACCCUUCUAGCCACCCUUAUCGCGUACGCCUUUGGGUUAGUGGAUGAUGGCCUACUACGUCCAGUUGACCGAUUAGUGCUACGAGCACCAUCUCGAGCUUCGAAGCACCUCCAACUCCAUGUCGCGCUUCGUAAGGCUGUCCUCGCCCUCAGCGACCAGCAGAUCGUGACUGGUAUUGCUAUCCUGGGAGCUGGAUUCAAUGGACUUCGAUCUGGAACCAUAUCCGUCUAUCACUUUCAGACAGUCAUAUACUUGGCCUGGAUGUCGAGCAGCGUGCAUCUGUCUGCGUUGACGCUACUACGGCCAUACUUACACUCUCACAAAGGUGUCAUGUGGUGGAGAGUGGCCGGCAUGUUGACACUACUUGUCAUGCUCCUGGUGGCCUUGGUGCCAACUGUGUCUAACGACUGGAUGAUCUUGUCAAACAACGAUGCUGGUACCUACGGUAGCACGAAGUCUGCUCUGGGAGUGCCUGCGAUAUGCUAUUGGGGCGAGACGUGGGGAGUGGGCAGAAAUCCAGACUCGAUCAUGUCAUUCGUGGUGCUCAUCGUCAGCUACAUCUGGAAGAUGGGUGGCUUGUUCAUGCCCGUGCGAUCAAGAUUGGAGACAUGGUUUCGUAAUCCCUGCGAUCACGUUCUGGAGAGGUUGCUGACUGCCGUGGCACGCAAGCAUGAGCGACACGGCGGCGUUGUUUGGCGCUGGGUAUUCCGAUCUGGCCUUGCUAUUUACUUACCAUUGACUGCGUUCCUUGAGACACUGGGCUCUUUCUCCGCGGCACUCUGGCUUUCCGUGCUGGGCUUCAUUUAUGGCGGGCUGCAGAUCUUGGUUCCUCGUGCUCUGGUACAGCAGCUCGAUUCUAACGUACAAGCGAAUGAAGAUUCAUUCGGCUUUGGCCAGCUGAUGCCACUGAUAUUGCUGGUACAACCGCUUGGUGCUAUCUCCGAGCACUUUGGUCUCAAGAAAGGCACCGAAGAUGAGGCUCUCUACAACGACCGGGGCACCUCCGAUCGGUACACUGCCGCGGUGGCUAGCCUUUCCAGCAGUCCACACGCUAUCGGCAUACCAGAACAGCCUUUCUUACAUUUCAUGGCCUCAUAUCGGGCGGCUCCCAUAAAGGAGCAGACACCUGAGCGUAUGCAACUGAAAGCUCUGCUCUACACAUCGACGCUCUUCCACUUGCUCAUAUGGCUGACACACGCUGGAGUUCUGGGGACUGCUAUCAUAGUCUUCUACGUCGACUAUUUCACAAUCGGAUAUCAGUCUGCGGGCAAUUGGCAAUACAUCGGUUUUGGGGUCGUAGCAUGGCUCGCAUUCACUCCCCUUGUCACUUUGGUGUUAUCGCCCUUCAGCAGACUUGGUCGACGCAUGAAAUGCGGUCUACAUGGAAAUGCGAACGAGGUCCAGAUGCAGGCCAUGGAGGCAUGUCAAAAAGACGAUGCCAGUUCUUGCUCGCCUUUGACGGGAGACCUCGAGCAACGGACAGGCUUUGGGAAAAGAUGGACACCACCAAAUCUGCAAGUCAAUACGCAAACUGGCCAGGUCGAUACAAACAGUCUCACCAUCACACCGACACGACCAGUCAAUGGAAGCAAAGAAGGUGAAGUAUGGGCAUCAGAAUGGAGACGCAGAUCCAUCGCACAGGGUAAUUCUCCUAGAAGUCCCAAAACCGCUUAA
This is a messenger RNA of Fulvia fulva, 1788 nucleotides long. RefSeq names its product Elsinochromes biosynthesis cluster protein HP1. NCBI's taxonomy places the organism in Eukaryota, Fungi, Ascomycota, Dothideomycetes, Mycosphaerellales, Mycosphaerellaceae. The record is from RefSeq and is a predicted model, not a curated record. Bases 1 to 1788 code for a protein of 595 amino acids. The transcript has a single exon.